Aspergillus costaricaensis CBS 115574 is the source of this 1391-nucleotide messenger RNA. RefSeq lists its product as uncharacterized. The record is from RefSeq and is a predicted model, not a curated record. Bases 471 to 1391 code for a protein of 306 amino acids. Lineage: Eukaryota; Fungi; Ascomycota; Eurotiomycetes; Eurotiales; Aspergillaceae. The transcript has a single exon.
GUUUAUUGUCCGCAAGUGAUCGACCUCCCGCGUGUUCCCCCGGUUUGUCGCUGUCAGUAAACUUCGAUAGUCGAUCGGCUAACUUCUCCGUCAGAUGCUCGGCCACGCGUAGACCUCGUAUCCAUGAGCUAAUAACGCCCUUGCUUUCAGGGACCCCCUGAUGCCGGUGAGGCGAUCUUCUGCCGUUCAUACCCUUAAUCGUGCUUCAUCCAGCGAUCCCCCUCUAGUCUCUCUCCGCAUCCGCACCCUCCCUGCAUUUGUUCCCACUUGCGCCAUCCUACCCAUGAGGAGUAAAUCGGGGGCCUGAGCGGCCCUUGUUGGCCCCAUUGUCCUUUGCAUCCACUCGCAGAUCCCCUUCUCCUCGGUCCCUGAGGGUGGCGACCCUGGUCGACGUUCAAUAAAUCUCCCACUAUCCUCCCUCCCCCUCACUACACCAUGCCAUCUUUGUCAACCAUGUGUCCCCCUCACCCAUGCUCCUCAAACGCGACACCCCUUCAGGGCGCCUUCUCCCCGACAUAUACCGAGACUCCCAUCAAGUCCACAUCUUCACGGCCUUUGCCGCCAUCGCCUGCUACAAUGCCAUCGAACUCAUCAUCCUCUGUCUCUCGACCUUCAAACGCCGAGGCAGCGUCUACUUCUGGUCCCUCCUCAUUGCCUCCUUAAGCAUCUUCCCGCAGUGCGUAGGAUAUAUUCUCCUCUUCUCCCGACCCCAAAUCUCGCCCUACGGCUCCGUCACUCUUAUCAUGAUCGGCUGGUGCGGUAUGAUAACCGGCCACUCACUCGUCCUCUGGUCCCGUCUCCAUCUCGUCCUCCAGGAUCCCACAAUCCUCCGCUAUCUACUCCGUCUCAUCAUUCUGGAUGACAUCCUCCUCCAAAUCCCCAUAACAGUCCUCCUAUACGGAACUGUCUCCACACACUGGAGACUCUUCAACCACGGAUACAACAUCAUGGAGCGCAUCCAGCUCGUCGGCUUCUGUCUCCAAGAAGGCCUCCUCUCCGGUCUGUAUGUCUGGGAAGCUGCGAAGCUGCUACGACUUCGUCCUGAAGACCGACAUCGUCGUAUCCUGGCGCAGCUGAUUGUGAUUAAUAUUCUGGUCUUGAUACUUGAUAUAGCCGUCGUCGGUAUCCAGUACGCGGGCUACUAUGCCUUGCAGGUCAUGUUCAAGCCUGUCGCUUAUAGCAUCAAGCUGAAGCUUGAGUAUGCGAUACUAGGACGGCUGGUGGAUGUUGUCAAGAAGGUCAAUACUCAAGAGUCAUUGAGUACUCAGGGCUUUGAUAUGCUGCCUUCGUCAUCGGAGGGAUUGAGACCGAGAAUGGAGAAUCAUGUAGAUAGUGGUCCUGGGGGCUUUCUGUAUCCUCAAAAGGUGUAUACUUCGUCUCGGGGCUCUUAA